AUGCUCAUGCAUAUGCAUGCACAAAUCGCGCAUCUCUAAAUUUUCUUUUUCCCUCUUCUCAAAACCUUCAUACUACAAUACAAUGGGUAGAGUUUGGUUCACGGCGCCGUUGACGGCGCUGUUACUGCUCGCAUUUUCCUCCGCGGUUAGUUCGUGUCCACAGUCGGACCUGGCGGCGCUGUUGGCCUUCAAAUCCGCUCUCCGGGAGUCCAACGACGGCAUAUUCAACACGUGGACCGGCACCGACUGCUGCCACAACUGGUACGGCAUCUCCUGCGACCGCAACACCCACCGCGUCGCCGAGAUCAGCCUCCGCGCCGGUCCCGUCUACACCACCUUCGAGAAGCCCUUCCGUCCUGGCUACAUGUCCGGUUCCAUCUCGCCGGAGAUUUGCAAGCUCACUCACCUCUCCAGCAUCAUCAUCACCGAUUGGCAGGGAAUCUCCGGCGAGAUCCCGCGCUGCAUCACCUCCCUCUUCUUCCUCCGCAUCAUCGACCUCACCGGAAACCGCAUCGCCGGCACUCUCCCCUCCAACAUCGGAAGACUUCGCCAUCUGACUCUUCUCAGCGCCGCCGAUAACGUCAUCGCCGGCAUAAUCCCGCCGUCGCUAACCAACGUGACCGGUUUGAUGCAUCUUGACCUCCGUAACAACCGGAUCUUCGGGCCCAUCCCACGAAGCCUGGGCCGGCUUCAAAUGCUGAGCCGCGUCCUUUUAAGCGGGAACCAUAUUAGUGGGCCCAUCCCGCGUUCAUUCUGUCAUAUAUAUCGUCUGGUGGAUCUGGACCUCUCUAAUAACCGUUUAUCUGGGUCCAUCCCUGAAGCUUUGGGCCGAAUGAAGGUACUAUCGACGUUGAAGUUGGACUCUAACAGGCUUUCGGGAAGUAUACCGGCGAGCCUUUUGGGCUCGGGUAUCAGUGAGUUGAACUUGAGCCACAAUUAUUUGGAGGGAAAUAUACCUGACUCGUUUGGAGGUAGCUCUUAUUUCACGUUACUGGACUUAUCGUAUAAUAACCUCAAGGGCCCAAUACCCAAAUCCAUGUCUUCCUCUUCCUACGUUGGGUUUGUGGACUUUAGCCACAACCACCUCUGCGGCCCAAUUCCCAGCAGCUACAGUGAUGCCGAUGCGUCGUCGUUUGAUUACAACGAUUGCCUUUGUGGAAAGCCACUCAAAGCUUGCUAAUUAAUGCUAUUCGAUCUAUAUGAUUAUAUCAACAACUGAGACUGAUAGUGUGAUUGAUCUCAUUCACUCUUUUCUAAUCACCAAUGUGUUUUUCUCGUCAUAUUAAUUCAUAUUUUUGUCUGCUUUAUUUCGUUUAAUUUGUAAAAUAAAAUACUAGUAGAAGGUUUAAUUUCCUGUCAUCCAUGCACACGCACGUCAUGUUAAGAUGUGCAUGAAUUUGAAUUCAACCAGCCCUCAAUCUUUAUUAACACAAA
Messenger RNA from Glycine soja, 1434 nucleotides. RefSeq names its product DNA damage-repair/toleration protein DRT100-like. NCBI's taxonomy places the organism in Eukaryota, Viridiplantae, Streptophyta, Magnoliopsida, Fabales, Fabaceae. The transcript has a single exon. Gene Ontology annotation, molecular function: protein binding. Bases 17 to 1180 code for a protein of 387 amino acids. The record is from RefSeq and is a predicted model, not a curated record.